GAAAUACUAGAAGCUGUUGUCCCAGCUCGUCUCGUCACUCGGCUGUGAUUCCUCACUUUGGACGAUCCGUGGAGCAGGUUAUCCAGAAUGAUAACUUUGUUGAUAAUCUCAGCACUGAUUGGUUUUGCCUCUACCAUACCAUGUGAUACAGAAGGCUCCAACACUGAGCUGCUGCUUUCACUCAACAAGAAUCUCCUUCGCUCUCUGGAGAGCCAGGAGGGACUUCCUAACCCCAGUAUCCACUUGGCAUUACGCCUUUCCAAUAAACACAACCUUGCCAAGGAGAGCGAACACCUCAACAGACUAAAAAAUGAAUUGCACAAUGACAUUCAAAGCUCUCUCUCUAACAGUCAGCCUGUGACUGGUGUGCUGGCGCUCUACAGCCUGGCUUUAAAGUCCUCCUGCUAUGAUCUCAACACGGUCAGCUUCACUGUGAACGAGAGGAGUCAAACACUGCUGACACACCUGAAGAACCAGAUGGAGCUGGAGAAAGAGCACUUCAGCCACCGCCCUUUGACCAACUAUUACCAGUACUCCCUGGGUGUGCUUGCUCUCUGUGUGAGCGGCGUCAGGGUCAACAACCAUGUGACCAACAAGCUCAUCAAAGCAGCAGAACAUGAGCAGUUCAAACAUGGAGAGUCUGAGAGUGUGGAUACGUAUGCCAUGGCUGGAAUGGCACUCCAGUGUGUGAAGGACUCUGGUUCUCACAUGCAGAACGCUGCUGGGCUGGACACGGCUCUUAGCAAGAUCAAGCAGAAGCUUCUAGCCUCCCGCAGGGCUGAUGGUCAUAUUGGCAAUGAAUUCAGCACAGGCCUUGCAGUUCAAGCCCUGUUAGCAAUGGGCAGUGAGGUUGCAGAGUGUGCCGCCUCAAUGGAGGCCAUGAGGACAGCUGCUAGAAGCAACGCAUACCACAACCCCAUGGCCAUCUCUCAGACUCUGCCUGCUCUCCAGCAAACAUCCUACGUGGCAGUUAAAAGCAAGGAGUGCCUAACUGAGGAUAACACUCUGGUGCUUGAGCCCUUGGAUCCUGUAGUGGUUCCACCAAACCAGGUCAAGGUGAAUGUGAUGGUGGAAGUGGUGACAUCCAGCGGAGCGGCAGCACAUUACUCGGUGGAUGUACCAAAGGGCAGCUCCCUGCUAGAGGCUCUUGAACUGCUCAAGGAGGAAAAUCCUGACUUCACGUUUGAGAAGGAGUCCAGCCUGUGGGGACCUUUCUUAAGUGUGGUGAAUGGAGAGCAGGCCAGGCAAAGCGACCGCAGAUACUGGCACCUCUCCUCAGAUGGCACUGCACUCACUGAGGGUGUUGGCGAUUUCAAGAUCGAGGUGGCUCAAAGGAUCACCAUCAGAAACACGAGCUACUGAUGUUCCAGCCAAUCAGUGAUUAGAUGAUCAGCACUUUAAUCUUUAUGAACUAAUGAUUAGACCUAAAUUGUCUCUUGGCAUCAUAUAUCAAUAAAUCCCACAGUUACUUAACAGAAUGUUUGCAUUUUAAGUAGAUAUGAAGAUCGAAGAAAAGGGUAAUUAAGAGCUAUUUCAACAAGGUUUGUGUUGAGUAUUUUUACUUUGGAAAACGUUUUUAUGAUUAUAAUACAAUUACUACGAAAUGUCAAUUAAAAUGACUUGUGAUUGUGCUCUGUUGAA
Oreochromis aureus is the source of this 1641-nucleotide messenger RNA. RefSeq names its product transcobalamin II (gene tcn2). The record is from RefSeq and is a predicted model, not a curated record. NCBI's taxonomy places the organism in Eukaryota, Metazoa, Chordata, Actinopteri, Cichliformes, Cichlidae. Gene Ontology annotation, biological process: cobalamin transport. Bases 88 to 1362 code for a protein of 424 amino acids. The transcript is spliced from 10 exons. Gene Ontology annotation, molecular function: cobalamin binding.